AUGAGUGGUCGAUUAAAGUGCAUACUUGGACUAUUUUUCAACCUCUCCAAAUUCAAACAAAAACUUCGAGAAAGCCAAUAUCAACAAAAAUCGCUCAUUCCCACCGGAAUCCCUCAAAAGUUUACGGAAUCUUCGAACACUUCUACCAGUUUGGAUAGUCCUGACAGUGAUAAAAGAUAUGUUACUCCACCAAGUUCCGUUCAAAGUAGUAUUCAAUAUCAGCCCAGGCCUACAAGUGAUCCCCAAGCCUUCAAGAAGUCCACUGAGUCAAAAAGUCGUUUACCUGUCCCACGUCAAAAUCGAAACAAAAAUUUUCUACCGGAUUUACCUCAAUCAAAGAUUCCUGAAACGGAAACAAUUUCAUCAAUCCCGACUCAAUCACUUCGCUCUCCACAGCCAAUCAAAAGUCUAAAACCGAUUCCUAUAAGAUUGACAAAUUCUACUGUAGGCUCGUCUGGGUCCAACCACCAAACCAUGCUUCCAAUUGGUCGUAUUCCGACAGCGGUUGCUAAACCCCCCACAGCGUCUCUGCCUCAACCCACCGCUAUUCAAACUCGCUUCUUCACGGAAUUCUCCCCGCAAAAGCAGCUUCGGAAACCUGUGGCAACUGAAGGCUGGACACCGAAUCAGGUGGGUCUUCCUGUCUUUAGGGCUGGACACCGAAUCAGGUGGGUCUUCUAUGUCUUUGGGGCUGGACAUCGAAUCAGGUGA
Rodentolepis nana is the source of this 711-nucleotide messenger RNA. Lineage: Eukaryota; Metazoa; Platyhelminthes; Cestoda; Cyclophyllidea; Hymenolepididae. The record is from the annotation of a GenBank genome assembly.